CUUUGAAUCAAGUUUCUUUCAAACGUAUCGGCGACAAGGCGCCAGAAAUUUACUGCACAACAACAUGGCUGAAUCGGACAACCUAUCUGAGGCAGUGAAAUGCCUUACCGAAAUGUCUGAAGAAACCCCUCAAAGUACCUCAAAAGAAGAAGAAGGAAGCACAGCAGUCGAUAAAGAAGUCGAAAUUCCCAGACCGUCUGCGACUGAUGAUCACGACUAUGUGGAAGGGGCAGAGAGUAACCCCUCACACGAAAAGUUAGACAUUAUCAAUUUACCGUGUGUGACGGCUGUCGAUGCCGUAGAAUCUGUCCACCCAACGGCGUUAUUUUCCUCACCACAGCCUGUUGUCUCGUCAAAAGCAAUAGCUGAUAUUCUACAACCAGUUAAAGGUACUACAAAGGCAAAGUUUGAUCAAAGCUGGACCAGUAUAGGCGUGUGGUCAAACCCGUACAAAGGCUAUCUCUCCAGCCAUGAAGAAUUAGAACGAGCCAUCAAAAUGUACACGGAAGAAACUGACUCCCGAUGGGUGGUGUCAGCAAAAGAUAAACUGUUCAGUUCAACUGAUAUCAAGCUCAGCAGUUUCAAAAUAUUCUGGAGAGGACGAGAAGACGACAGAAAAGCUGUGUUUCCGGACUUUGACGGGCUGCCUUUCAUUAUGGUUGGGCGUAAAAGCUGGGGUUGUCAUCUUGGACGAGACAAAUGUCGGUCGGGAAAGAUUAAAUACCGAACCAAACUGCAGGAUGACAGUCAGGAGGGCACCGAUGACAAGUGGCCACUUAUCCGCUCGUCAAAAAAACUUGGAUGUCCAGCGACGCUUAGCGGUGUUCAUAUUCUCAAGUUCCGUGACUUUCCGAUGUCACCAAACAUGAGUGAGUUUCACCGCAAGCAGACACUGAGGAGACUCCGACUGUCCUUGUUGUCUAAACACAGUAUCGUCAAAGCCGAACAGCGUUUCUAUAUCAACCUGUCUAAGCUAGAUGAACACAUCCAUGAGACAAAUCCACCUCAGGAUAGUGUAGCUCCAACUCUACGAGUAGAGAAGCACCUCAUUUAUAAACUCACCGAGUUAUAUCACUCAGGGGUGUUGAGAUUGGCUGAUAUGAACAAAGAGAUUGAGAAGUAUGUGAAGGAGCUUUAUAAAGAUGAAGAGCUGCCGUCCAAGGAAGUCUGCCCCGAGUUGUACCCAAGCCUAAACUGUCAGCACUUCCUCAUCUCCCACGCUGUUAAAGUGACGAGUCUCUUGGAGAUGGAUCUCGGCCAUUGCCAUCGCCUCAUCAGCGGCUGGCAGGUAGACUUCCCCAACGACAGCUGGUACUAUCAGCCCUUUGCAUCAUGCGGCCCGAUCAAACGCGCCAAGAACAAGCAAAACAAGAGACUGCUUGGGCACUAUCCCGACAUGAAGCAGACGUUCCUCUUCUGUUGUCAGAACGAGGGACAACGCCAGCUCCUGCAUACCUACGGUUCAGUCUGCGUUCUGGACAGCCCCCACGGGAAGACCGUCCUGCCGACGUACUUCCUGCUGGUACGCACCAACGCCGGGUACCAGGUGGUGUCGACAAUCAUCAUGCAGUUCUGGAACAGUAACAUGUUAGUUGAAGCCAUGCAGGUCAUCAAGGACUGGAACCCUGACUGGCAGCCAAAGGCUUUACUGGUUGAAAUGAUCGAGGAUGAGGUACCAGUCUUGGAGGUGCUCUUCCCAGAAUGUCAGGUGCUGGUCUCGUUCGUCCAUCGUGAGAGGGCGUGGCUUGACUUCUUUUCCAACGAGGAGGACCAGUCUUACGUCCUUAGCCUUCUAGAUCCCAUGUUCUUUGCAAAGACGAAGGAAGACUUCAACGAUGCCCUCAAGGCCCUUCAAGAGACCCCUCUAUGGACGGAAAACAAGAGAUUUCAGUUCUGGAUGAGGGUCAGAUGGCUGCCAUGUUAUCCGAAGUGGUCGAUAGCAUUCUUCAGUGAAGAAACUCUUUUCACCAUGUGCGCCAACAAUGGUCUGGACUUGUUACGUGAGGCUUUGGAGUAUACAUGGUUGGAGAAUGUCCGUAGUCGGAGCCUGAGCGAGCUGCUAACCUGCCUGGCCAUGGACGAGCUGCCAAGAUUAUUCAAGAGCUACACAAAGAAAAACAUCUCCAUGCAAGCCGCUACAAGGUACCAGGUAAACCCAAAGCUUCCGAUGUACAUCCGACAUCUACCGGUACCCGUCCGCCCAUUCAUCAACGAGGUUCUGUCCUCAACGCCGAUGAUGCAGGUAGUACUGAUAUCCGAGGGACGAUAUCUCGUCAGUUUCCAGGACGUUGACGAUAGAUUCCGGGUCUCGUUCGGUACCGAGGACGAGUACCCAUCAUGCGACUGUUGGACCUGGAAGAGCAAGAUGGAAAUCUGUGAGCACUUCUGCGCAGUGUUCAAACAGUGCAUCAACUGGCACUGGUGCAAACUCUCCCCCUUGUAUACGGACAACCCGAUCUUCAAAAUUGACCAGUCGCAGUUGGACCUGCCCUUUCAGGACACGCCCAGAUGCGGGGACCAGGCCCAAACAGACAUCUUCAGACAUAAGGAGUUCUUUCAGGUUGCGAUGGAUGACUUCGGAGCAGUGGAGGAGGUGUUAGAACACAAUAUGAGCAGUGACGGUGAUGCCGACACAGCCGGCGAAGACAUGGCCGGCGAAGACAUGGAUGACAUGGACGACGUCGUGAGUGACUCCUUGGAGCUGAACGUGAAACAAACAACGUGUAACAGUCUCUUGGAGAGGCUGGGUCAGGUUUCCAAGCAUGUGACCAACUCAAGCGCCAUGGACUUCAUGACCACUAAGAUGGUAGAGCUACUCCAGCAGAUGCAGCAGUAUGACAACGUUAUCGUUGUCAGGGAGAAACGGGAGGCAACACCCUCAUCAUCCCUUGAUAACGGCGGGGGACGGAAGAAAUUACGCAGCGGGCCAUCUCCACCAAGGGUUACUCGUCAAGUAAAGAAAGCUGUGUCAUUAUCGAACAACAGUCCACAGAAGCAGCUACAUGACCUGGAUUUGGGUUCAGGUGGUGGCGCAGAUUUCACAGGUGACAGUUGACAAAGGUGACCAACGUGCCAUGGUUAUUAUUCCCCUCAAUGCAAAGCAAUUCUGGCGUGUCAUGGCUAUGCGGUUUAGAGUAUCCGACUCCAGAUCUGGGGGCCGAGUUAUCAUGGUGUGGGUUUGAAUGCCGGUCAUGACAAUUGUGUUAUAAUUUUAACUAGAAUUGCUCAUAUGUUCACCCAGUGGUAAAAAGGUACUUGGUGAGGGCAGAGAUGGUUCUUGUAAUUGAUUAAGCUUGGUGCAGUACUCGGCAACACAAGGCUGUAUACUCCCAUGGGAGCUGAUGUGGUUUAAGAAAUUAAUAACACGUGAAGAAUUUAAACCCUAUAUGAGAAGUCACUAUUAUUUUUAUUUCAUUUAUACAUCGUCUAUAAGAACAUUCCUACUCACUAUGUCGUGCAUUGAGACAGAAUAAUUCCAAAGUCUAUUGACUCAAUUCACCCGACGUCAUCAUCAGAAAAAUCUUGAAUGCGCCAUACUGGUGGGCAACUUCACUGUGUGUUUUUAUAUACAACUCUAUGCUGUGGUUAUGCAGUACAGUGCGCAUUUUAAGCGGCGCGGCGUUAACACACGCAAGCCUAACUGGCUGUAAGACACCACCUUUUGCUCAGUAUUUAAGAUCGAUUCCUAUCUUAACUCUUGCAGUGUCCUUUUUUUUUGCAUGUUGAACCAAUGGUCAAUUUUUUGAGCUUUUUCUAAAUUCUGUUUUUGAAGGAAAAAAGUCUUUCCCACAAAACAAAAGGUAUCUUGCUGAUUUGUUAAAAGGCAGUG
Molecule: messenger RNA, 3829 nt
Organism: Asterias rubens (European starfish)
Lineage: Eukaryota; Metazoa; Echinodermata; Asteroidea; Forcipulatida; Asteriidae
Exons: 9
Coding region: 65-3055 (996 amino acids)
Molecular function (GO): zinc ion binding; DNA-binding transcription factor activity
Source: RefSeq, a predicted model, not a curated record